CAAUUUUUUGAUUUUUGCAUAUGUGUGUUUAAAGUGUUUAAGUGCAAAGAUAAGUUUAAAUAUCUGUUUAAAUAGUAACUAAAAGUAAUAAGAAAAGCAGAACAAACACUUUACUUUGUUAUAUCGGAUUGUUUUAAAAUUUACUUAAAAUAUUAUAUACAAAAUGAUACGUAAAAGAUUUUGGACUUUAUUUUCUGUGCUGGCCUUUGUGUUUUGUAAUUUUGUGAUACCAGAAGCCGAUACCAUAGCCAUAGCACCUUCAACAUUUGGCACAGCGAUUGCCAGAGCUGGGAAAAUAUCAAAUUCACUUAAGGAAACCACAGCAUGGAAAACCUUGACGUCUCAUCCAAAUUCAUUAGUGCAACUAUUGCCGUCGCGUGCAAUGCGGGUGGUGCAAGAGGUCGUGAGAACACUAAGACAAGACACAAAAGUGGUGGUGAACACAUUUCAUGGAAAAAUACGUGGACGAUAUCAGAAAUAUAGAUCAGGUGAACGUGGCGGUUAUUACAGCUUCAAAGGCAUACGUUACGGGCAAGCACCAGUAGGUACCAGAAGAUUUCGUGCUGCAGAACCUGAAAGACCUUGGCUUGGUAUACGUGAUGCGACACGUGAAGGACAUAGCUGUCCGCACAAAAAUAUGAUUUUGGAUACUUUUAAGGGUGACGAAGACUGCUUGUUUCUUAAUGUAUUUACAAAAAGAGUGCCUAAAGGUGGAGAUAAUCCACAAUUACCAGUAAUGGUUUGGUUGCAUGGCGGCGGUUAUUCUUUUGGUUCCGGAAAUACUUUUCUCUAUGGUCCAGAUUAUUUAGUCUCAGAAGAUAUAGUACUGGUAACACUUAAUUAUAGAUUAGGUCCAUUAGGAUUUUUAACUGCUGGUCCAGAUGCACCUGGGAAUCAAGGUUUAAAGGAUCAAGUACUUGCCUUAAAAUGGGUGCGUGAUAAUAUUGCAUCAUUUGGUGGUAACCCUAAUGAAGUGACUAUUUUCGGUGAAUCUGCUGGCGCUUCUUCCGUACAACUUUUGUUACUUUCACCACUAGGAAAAGGUUUAUUUCAUCGUGCUAUAUCACAAAGUGGUUCCGUACUUAAUCCCUGGUCACUCACAGAAAGCUCAACAGAGCGUGCUUUUCGUUUGGCGGCAAAUUUAGGUUAUGUCGGCGCUAAUGAUACAAUAGAGAUUUUAGAGUUUUUACGUCGCGUUCCAGCUAUGAAAUUAGUCGAGGCAGCGCCCACCACAUUGACGGAAGAGGAUUUUCGAAAUAAUGUUGGUUUACCAUUUGUGCCUAUAGUUGAAGGUUACUGGAACAAACCAGGUGAUAGGGGCAUUUAUUAUGAAGAUCCAUUUAUUACUGAACAUCCAUUGGAUAUGUAUAGGGAGCAAAAAUUCAAUACUGAAGUGCCAUAUAUAACCGGAUAUAAUACACAUGAAGCAAUGUUGUUUAUAAGACGUUUGCGUAAGAAUCCUCAAUUAUUACAAAUUAUUGAGAACGAUUUCGCGCGUAUGAUACCGCGUGACCUCAAUGUUACGGACGAUAUUGAUUAUGUAACCCGCGAAAUACGUCAAUUUUAUUUGGGUUCUAAAUCUGUUGGUAUUGAAUCAGUAGAAGAAUUGAUAGCGUUACUGACCGAUCUGAUGUUCUUGCAAGGUAUUCGGAAAACUGCACGGUUUCAUGCCCGAUAUAGCAAUGCACCGGUUUAUAUGUACCGUUUCUCAUUCGAUGGUGCAUUGGGUUUAUACAAGCGUAUGUUAGGCAUUUCAAGACCUGGAGUGUGUCAUGGUGAUGAAAUGGGAUAUCUCUUCAAAUUUGGUUUCUUCAACUUAAGUUUAGAUCCCAGGUCAAAAGAAGUGUUAGUUAAAAAUCGUAUGGUGCGCAUGUGGACAAAUUUUGCGAAAUUUGGUACGCCAACAUUGGAUGAUAAUGCGGAUACCAUGAUUACAACAGCUUGGUCGCCAAUUGACACAAAAGAUAUGAUUGACAAUCUUAACUAUCUCGACAUAUCAACGGCAAUGGAUAUGAAAAAAAAUCCAGAAACAGAAAGACAGCUAUUCUGGGAUCAAAUGUAUCAACAUUACAAUGGUCUUAUUAUGUAAUUUAAAUAGUAUAAAAACGGCU
This is a messenger RNA of Teleopsis dalmanni, 2111 nucleotides long. RefSeq names its product venom carboxylesterase-6-like. The record is from RefSeq and is a predicted model, not a curated record. NCBI's taxonomy places the organism in Eukaryota, Metazoa, Arthropoda, Insecta, Diptera, Diopsidae. Gene Ontology annotation, molecular function: hydrolase activity.